This is a messenger RNA of Toxotes jaculatrix (banded archerfish), 1465 nucleotides long. RefSeq lists its product as uncharacterized. Lineage: Eukaryota; Metazoa; Chordata; Actinopteri; Toxotidae. The record is from RefSeq and is a predicted model, not a curated record. Bases 16 to 1185 code for a protein of 389 amino acids. The transcript is spliced from 6 exons. Gene Ontology annotation, molecular function: DNA binding.
AACUUUUAUGGGCGAAUGGCCGCGAACGGCAAGGUUCUGGCCACGCCCAGAGAUAUUAGGGUAAACUGUGAAGCUACGGUAGAACCUUGUCAGUUGUUGGAGGAGUACGUUAAAAAGAUGAAAUUUGCGCUUGUGAGCUGGUUAAGGGGGGAGGAUAAAAAUGCUCUCAGCAUUGUUCCUGUCAGUUGGAUUGUGGACUUCGACCCGGAAAACGCCAAAACGGAAUACCUUAUUGAGUGCCGCAGCAUUGGUGGAAAGAGGCCCACUAAUGGUUGGAGAGUCGAACCAGCACAGAUUUUGCAGUUGGCGGAAAAGGAAUCUACACUCAAGAUUGCUGAGCAGAGACUCUUGCAAGAGGACCUUCCUCAAAGCAAGAAGAGAAAGAGGGUGCCCAACAAACUCUUCUUUGACCCACAGGAGGAAACUGUAGGAAAAGUUUCAAAAAAGAAAAACUACAAACUCAUAGCUGCAAGACAUUCUGAAUUAGAAGUUCUUGAAGAAGAGCCUAACCUCAGCCAAUUGAAUACUGCAGAAGCACUUGAGGAGGAGGUCAGGGCCCUCAGGGAGGAGAACAAAAGACUGCGGUACCAGCAGAGUGUAGGAUCUUCUGCAGCCUGUAAAGAUCUCGAGACCCAACUCAAGGCUUUAAAUAAGGAGAACGUCAGGCUGCGGAACAUGGCAGUUAAAGAAAUUCCAUCACUCUUGGCAGCUGUGAAGACCCUCAUUUCGUAUAAGAUCACAGAGAGCUCAAGCUACGAAGGUGAAAGCGAACAUGAGGCCAGUGUUGCUUUACCGUCACCUGCUCAACCUACAUCUCCCAAACCAGCAUCAGUGCAACUAGGGAAGGAUGACUCCACCAGAGUGUCUGCCCAUUGUUGGGAAACUGCAAAAGCGCAAUCCACAGCGAAAGGAAUGGCCCGCACCCUCCUACUGGGCCUGUUCAGCAUUGAUGUGCUACUGAAGUCCAACCUAACGGGAGGGGUCAACAAGGUCGAUCCAUCUGCAGAGAGACGUCAACCUCUGGACCCCAAGAAGCUUCAAGCUUUACUCAAUGCAGUUGUUCAGCAACACCCAGGGGUGAAGAUUCCAGACAUACGGAUGGCCAUAAAUAAAAGGAUCUGUGAGUUAAGACACCAGGAGAAGAAAAAGUCAUCUGAAGGACUGGCUAAUCAGAGUGGGUCUUGAUAAAUUAGCAUGUGGGAUCCACACUGCACUAAAGGACUGUUGUCCUAUUUUUUCCACUGUGGAAUUGUUUUUGUUGUGCUCAAGACUUUUGAAGGACAGUUGCCUUCUUGUUAAUGUUUUACUUAUUUUUAAAGUAUAUUUGUUCAUUGUAGUUGUUGUUUCCAUCCAUUGGAUGAAAUAAAAAGAUUUUAUGGCUUGGAACUAAUUAUGAUAUGGCAAACCGUUUGCCAUUUGCUGAGUACAUGUAUAAAUGUAUGGUUAUAUUAAAGCGUUUCACAUA